Messenger RNA from Saccostrea echinata, 6290 nucleotides. RefSeq names its product dentin sialophosphoprotein-like. NCBI's taxonomy places the organism in Eukaryota, Metazoa, Mollusca, Bivalvia, Ostreida, Ostreidae. The transcript has 4 exons. The coding region runs from base 1 to 6018 and encodes 2005 amino acids. The record is from RefSeq and is a predicted model, not a curated record.
AUGGGGCAAUGUAAGGAUCCGGAGUUAGCGUUAGCCAAGGAAGCGAUUCUUCAGGCACAGGCUCAGACGACGAAAUGGGUCACGAUGACGGUGGUGAUUUCCUGUGUGGGGGUGAUGGGUGUAACUGGGAUAAUGAUGGGGGUCUAUCUGUCUGGAAAUCUUGGGAGUGGAGAUGAUGCCGACGACCGGGUAAACGUUCCUGCGAUAUCGCAAGCCAUGAAAGGAGCCAACCUUGAGGAUGAUGUAGCACAAAAUCAUCUCGAUCUCAGCUUAUCAAACCCUAAAAAUAAGAUAUCCAUAAUGCCAUCGACCACCACUCAAAGCAAGAAUGAUGACGACUACCUGACAACCAUUACUGAAAAAAAUCCCCCAGUUGUUUCGAAGAACCUUGAGACCAUAAGAGACUUCGUAGCGAGUGGCAUGCAUAGUUUGAAUACAAUUGGAAAAGAGAUGCUGUCCAUAAAACCUUUUCCGAAGAAAUUAUAUGCUAAACCUAUUUUACCAAAACCGCAUAAACACGAGAAAAAUGGCAACAGAGGGAAGUCCAUAAAGCCUCUUGUGAAAACAGCGAAUGUACUUGCACAUAAUGCAGCAAUGCAAGAUGAGGCGAACGUCCAUCAUGAAGUAAGAGAUGUUAUACUCACACCAAACAUUAAUUCUAUAACUAAUCAUUUUAUUAGUGGUGGAAUGAAUGAUUUGAGUGAUAAUUUCGUUUACCAUCGUUCUCAAGUCGACUACAGCGACGAAAGUUUUGAGUUUGAAAGUUCAAAGAUGGAUGAUCAAACAUCUGCUGAAAAACAGUCAACUGACGAUGAGAAGAUAUCUGUAGAGACCGAUAAUGUAGAAUCGGAGGAGAAAUCUAAAGAGGAAACUGAUGAAAAUCUUUCUACAUCGACAGUAAAUCAACAUAGUAAUCAACAAUCGCAAGAAACACAAAGCGAUGAAAAUCAAUCGUCAGAAAACAGUAAACAUGAACAAACAUCGUCCGAGGAACACUUACCGUUACCUAAAGACCACUCUAUCGAGGAGAAAAUUGAUGAUCAGUCCGAUGAAAACGAAGAAACUCAGUCUUCUGAGGAACACACAGUAGAAUCCUCAACAGAAAGCAAAACAAGUGAUCAAAAAGAGAAAGGGUCAUCUUCUGAAGUAAGUGAUGAAAAACAUUCUGAAGAGAUGACUGAUGACAACAAGUCGUCUGACAAGAAAGACAUAUCAACUAAAAUUGAGAGCAGUUCAAGUGAGAUGGAAAUCAUCAAACCAACAGAAAAAGACUAUGAGUACAAUUUUGAGUAUGACAAUUCUCACAGUGAAAAUGAAUUUGUACCCAUUGUCGCUACAUCAUUAAACCUACAUUAUAAAUUGAGUUCAAAAGAGUCUUCUCAUGCUUCACUCAGCAAUUCAAAUUCCGAUGAAGCUGAAAGCAAUGAUUUCGAUGUUACCAUUGAUGACUCAAAAGAAAGAGAUGAAGUCGAAGGCCUGGAUAGAAAAUCAGACAGCGACGAAAAAGACGAAAGUGUUUCAAUUAGCCGGGACGAAUUACACAGUACUGAUGAAGAUUCUUCAAAACCAAACUCUGAGGAGGAAUCUUACAACAGCAUUGAUUCAUCCGAAAAUAACACGCCGAAACAAAAUAAAAAUGAGGCAGCAAGCAUUGAUCUGAAUGACGAAUCGAGGGAAGACCUUAUGACCUCAAGUGGAGAUAUUCCAGAUCAGGUGAAACUCUCUCUUAGCAGUAAAGGGAAAGAUCAUGAGUCCAUAGAAGAGAUUGAUACAGUUGUAAUAGCUCUUGGCAAUUCUUUAAGAUUUAUUGAAAACAAUAAAGAAGUGUCGUACGAAAGUUCGCAAGAAAAGGGAAAAGCUUCAACACUAGAGAUUGCAGAUAAUUCAAAUUCAGCUGAAAAUGUCGAAAAAUCAGAAGACGACGAUUCAAAUAAAAGCAGCACUGAAUCUGAGAAUGAAUAUCAAGUGGCACAAAAUGACAAGGAUUCAAGUUCACACGAAGAUAAUUCAAAGCAAAGCAAACAACAUAUGGUGAAGAAUAGUAAAGAAAGUGAGGAACACAUUAAUGAAAGCAAUGAUUCAUUGGAAAAUAAUCAUGUAGUUGCAAGUACAAGGUCUGUUGACAGUAGCAAGUCAACAAGAAGUAGUGAAAAUGAUGAUAGCUCGGAAAGUGACAUGGCUUCAGAACAGAAAAACAGUUCUUCAGACGAAAAGGUGGAUAUUGCAGAAGCAGAAAGCACCGCAAAAUCAAUUGAAGAUAGUGAUGAUUCAAGUAACAAUGCAGAUUCCUUAUCAAUAGGAGACAAUUCAAUCGAUAUCCAAAAUUCAUUUUCUGAUAAGAGAUUAGACGAAAAAACUACUGUUUCAAAGAAUGAUGAUGCGUCAAAAGACAACAGCAUCGAAUCAACCGAAUCUUUGACGGACAGCAGUCAGAAAUCAGAAGAAAAUGAAUGGAGCUCAAAGGAAGUCAAUGUUUCACAGCAGAGUGAAGAAUCGUCUGAAAAUUCUGAAGACAUCGAUGAAAGUUCAAAGACAGAGAAUAAUGAAAGGAAGGAAAACGAUGAAUCAAAUCAAAGUGAAAAUAAAUCUACAGGCAUUCCAGAAUCAGUCAGUAAUGAGGAAUCAAAUGAGAAAGACAAAAUAUCAUAUUUAAAUAGUGGCACUGUAUGGAAUGAGGACUCGUCAGAAGCUAGCAGCAAAGAAUCUAAUGAAUCCUCUUACCAAGACAGUACUCAGGAAUCAGACGAAAAUAAACGUGUUUCUGUGGAAGGAAAUAUUUCUAAGAAUGGUGAAGGUGAAUCGAUUGACAAUUCUAAAGACAACAGUAAAUCUUCAGAAAACAAAAGUGACACCAUUGAAGAAUCUAAAGACAAAAGCGAGUCAUCAGAAGAAAAUCACAGUGCCUCGAAAAGCACAGAUGAAUCAACAGAAAGCAGCAAUGGAUCUAGUGAGAGUUCUAAACAAAACAGCAGUAAUCAAUCAGUUGAAAAUAAAAUAAAUUCAAAGAAAGAUAUUUCCUCACAAGAAAGUGAAGAUGACUCAACUGAUAAUUCCAAAGACACCAAUGAAAAUUCACAGGAAUCAGAUGAUAUUUCAAAAGCAGACAACUCAGUAGAGACUUCCAUAACAGACAACAGCGAAUCACAAGAAUCACAUAAGCAAGACAGUGAGAAUUCGGAAGAAAUGAGUAAUGAGUCUAAGAACAGCGCUGCGUCAGAGAAAGACAAGGAUGAGUCCAUUGAAUCUUCUAACCGAAACAGUAUUGAUAAAUCGGAAGAAAGUAAUAGUAAUUCAAAGGUAGAUUAUGCGUCACAAGAAAGUAAAGACAGAUCAAAUGACAAUUUCAAAGAUAGUAACGAAAGUGUAGAAGAUACAAUUAAUGGUAUAGAAAACAAUUAUGCUGCAGAGGGAAGUGUGGACGAAUCAAUAGACGAUUCAUAUCCGGAGAGUGGUGAGAAAGGUAAUGGAUAUCAGAGCAGUGAAAUAUCAAAAGAAAAGAAAAACGUUUCAAAGAAUGACAAUCCGUCAAAAGAAAGCAACAAUGAGUCGAACGAGUCUACUAAACAAGAUAGUCUUGAUAAAUCAAACGAAAAUGAUGUUAGUUCGAACAACGAAAGUAACGACAGAGGGUCAAAGGCAAAUUCAAAAACUUUCAGUAGUGUUGGAUCAUCAGAUAACUCGUAUUUGAAUGAGGAUGAAAGUUCAAAUGACGCUUCUGAAAAGGUUACACAUUACAGCAGUGAAAACUCGGGCCUUUCAAAUGAUGACGAAUUACCGAAUAGUGAUAUCAUUUCUUCUGAGGAAAGCGGCUUUGAAAAAGAUAGUAAUGAAAAUACAGAUAAAAAUAGUAGCGACUCUAGUAAUGAUGAUGUAAAGGAACAAAGGUCUCACAUUUCCGUCGAGAGAACAUCUAUUUCACUGGAAGAUUUAGAUGAUAAAAGCAAUGAAGAAUCCAAAGAUACUCAACCUCAAAACAAUUAUGCGUCAAUUGAAAAGGACUUAAACACAGAUUAUUAUUCUAGUCUUACUGAAUUUAAAUCUCCGGAUUAUGACGAUUUAUACAAUUUCUAUUUCUAUCAUGAUGACAUGCACAAGAGCAAUAACUUUGAAGCUGAUUCAAAAGAGAUGCCACAGUCACCUUUACAAACAGGCCGUGCAACUCAAGAAAGUUCACCGGAUAAUAGCCAGACAAUGUCUCAAAAGUACAAAUCUAGAGAAGACGAUGAAUUAAAAGAUUCAAAAGAAUCAAGAGACAAAGACUUUUUCGAAAGUUUGAAAAAAACUACAAAGGUCGUGAGCGACAAAAAUAGUCAAGAAAGCGAUGAAAAAUAUUCUAAAGCAGAUUUGCCACAAACAGACUUUUCAGAAAGCCUGUCUGAUAAUAACAUAUAUUUCGACUUUCUGAGCGAAUCCAGUAAUAAAGCAAUAAGAAACACUGUUGAUCAGAGCUCGUCUGAGGUAUUUAGUGCUAAUCUUUUUAAUAAACCCGUCAAACAGGCAUCUGAAGAGAUUUCUGACAAUAAAAACGACGAUGAUGUCAACUCAUGGCUCGAAGAAAAAGGACUCGAUAAAUCUAAAAGUCAAGACAAAAGUGAAGAAACAAGUGAUUCAACAAAUCUAAAGUCUGGAAAAACCGUAAUCAUAAAUAACCCAUGGGCAUCAAUUGACGAUACUAAUGAUGACCACUUUAUGCAACCAAGUUUCUUCCGUUUCGGGGACAUUAGAAAUCCUUCUGAAGAUGGACGUCAUGUACUCACGACUCAUAAUAGUGUGAUAAUGACAACACAGCCAACUGUUCCUGCAGCCUACUAUGAUAAUUAUGACAACUCCCAACAAGGAAGCUCCUUCAGCUUUGUUGGAGUCUCAGAGGUUCCACAAGGAGGCCUUCUUUCCUCUUGGAAUAACGCUGGGAAGUGGGUUACGGACGAUCAAACUAAUCUAAAUAAUCAACAAAACCAGUAUACUAACGAAAAUAAGCAUUCAAGCGUUUAUACAGAUACCUCAAAUGGAGUCACCCAGAUUAAUGCAGAUACCAUGGGUUUUCAAGCAACACACUUAAAUGACCAUCAACCAGUGCAGAAUUUCAAUCCUGCUAACACUUUUUCUCUCCAUGAUGGUUCUUUUCAGCAAUAUGAAAAUACACAUAUAAAUAACGAUUAUUCGCAAGACCUCCCAACCCAUGGAGACGUUCCAAGAAAUCAACCCACGGAUCAGAACUCAGAAUGGUUAUCUUUUGGUUCUAACAAUGGCGAAAAUCACUUUUCAUCGAAUACUGAACCCACAUCACAUUGGAAUACUGUGUCCAUAGGAAAUGAACCGUUACCAGCUACUUCAACAGACAUUCAACAAUCUGUUAGCGGAAAGUGGUUAACAGGAAACAUGCAAGCUUCUCCAGAAGAAAACACUAGACAGGAUAAAAACAUAUUAAUAGACCCCGUCAGCAAUUAUUUCAUCAAUCAAGUUCACAUGAACACUUUUAAUGGACAAAAUGACCAAACAAAUUUUAAUAUUAACAUGGCAACGGAUAAUUCAAACUUGCAACCACAAUUUAAUACCCAUGCAGUUUCCCAGCCAAAUCUACAUAAUAAUGUAGUUCAUGAUAGGAAUAAGCAACAGUCAAAUAUCUAUCACAAUCCAUAUCAUAAUAUAAAUAGCCAACAAUAUCUGAACAGACCCCAUUUGUCUACAACACCUGGUGAAAGUGCGUCCUUUGGCACCAUUCAGCACUUGCAUAGCUCUUUUCGGAGUACUGAUGAAAGUAGCGAUGAACAAGAUGAUGAGUCCUCUACACGACAAUACACACCAUCAAGUAUGUCAUCAUUAACGCAACCUUCUCAAGUGUACAGAAAUCCUCAUAUUUCAGAUGACAGCAGUCAUGAUGACACUAGUGACGAUAAUCAACAUGCUGUUCAUCAGUACAAUGACCAAAAUAAUGACAGUGGUAAUGAAAACAACGAUGAUAAUAGUGAUGAUAGUAAUAAUGACAACACGCGUGAAGAUGACGAAGAAAGGCGAUAAGGAUGUUGUGAAGUGGUAAUAGUCGUCGCUUUUUACAAAAGCCGUAAUUACUUUCGCUAUUUUAUUAGGUUAAUGCGAUGUUUAAUUACAACAGUGAAUUUGUUAAAACACCUAACAAAAAAAGUAAAAGUGCAGCUAAAUGUACAAAAAUUCGUGCAGGGUCAAGUUGCAUCCUUUUCUGUGAGAAUGUGUAUUCAAAAGGGUUUCUGUGUAAACACAUCUUGAUGUUUGUUGAUGAUAAAAACCAAGAAAAUUACAAUAAUCAUGCAAAA